AUGGUUGAACACACGGUAGGUUUAACACACGCCCGCCCCAUUCUCCUGCUUUCCAUCAGCCCGCCCCAAUCUCCCGCUUUCCAUCACCCUGCCCCAAUCUUCCGCUUUCCAUCACCCUGCCCCAUUCUCCCUCUUCCAUCACCUUGCCCAUUCUCCCGCUUUCCAUCACCCCGCCCCAUUCUCCCGCUUUCCAUCACCCCGCCCCAUUCUCCCGCUUUCCAUCCCCCCGCCCCAUUCUCCCUCCUUCCAUCACCCCGCCCCAUUCUCCCGCUUUCCAUCACCCCGCCCCAUUCUCCCGCUUUCCAUCACCCCGCCCCAUUCUCCCGCUUUCCAUCACCCCACCCCCUUCUCCCUCCUUCCAUCACCCCGCCCCAUUCUCCCUCCUUCCAUACCCCGCCCCAUUCUCCCGCUUUCCAUCAGCCCGCCCCAUUCUCCCGCUUUCCAUCACCCCUCCCUUUCUCCCGCUUUCCAUCUCCCCGCCCCAUUCUCCCGCUUUCCAUCACCCCGCCCCAUUCUCCCGCUUUCCAUCACCCCGCCCCAUUCUUCCGCUUCCAUCAUCCCGCCCCAUUCCCCGCUUUCCAUCACCCCCCCAUUCUCCCUCCUUCCAUCACCCCACCCCAUUCUCUCGCUUUCCAUCACCCCGCCCCAUUCUCCCGCUUUCCAUCACCCCCCCCAUUCUCCCGCUUUCCAUCACCCCGCCCCAUUCUCCCGCUUUCCAUCACCCCGCCCCAUUCUCCCUCAUUCCAUCACCCCGCCCCAUUCUCCCUCUUUCCAUCACCCCGCCCCAUUCUUCCGCUUCCCAUAACCCACCCCAUUCUCCCGCUUUCCAUCACCCUGCCCGUUUUCCACUUUCCAUCACCCCGCCCCCUUCUCUCUCCUUCCAUCACCCCGCCCCAUUCUCCCUCCAUCCAUCACCCCGCCCCAUUCUCCCGCUUUCCAUCAGCCCGCCCCAUUCUCCCGCUUUCCAUCACCCCGCCCCUUUCUCCCGCUUUCCAACUCCCGCCCCAUUCUCCCGCUUUCCAUCACCCGCCCCAUUCUCCCGCUUUCCAUCACCUCGCCCCAUUCUUACGCUUCCCAUCAUCCCGCCCCAUUCCACCGCUUUCCAUCACCACUCCCCAUUCUCCCUCCUUCCAUCACCCCGCCCCAUUCUUCCGCUUUCCAUUACCCGCCCCAUUCUCCGCUUUCCAUCACCUCGCCCCAUUCUCCCGCUUUCCAUCACCCGCCCCAUUCUUCUGCUUUCCAUCACCCCGCCCCAUUCUCCCGCUUUCCAUCACCCCGCCCCAUUCUCCCUCCUUCCAUCACCCCGCCCCAUUCUCCCUCCUUCCAUCACCCCGCCCCAUUCUCCCACUUUCCAUCACCCCACCACAUUCUCCCGCUUUCUAUCACCCCGCCCCAUUCUCCCGCUUUCCACCACCCCGCCCCAUUCUCCCGAUUUCCAUCACCCCGCCCCAUUCUCCCGCUUUCCAUCAUCCCGCCCCAUUCUCCCUCCUUCCAUCACCCCGCCCCAUUCUCCCACUUUCCAUCACUCCGCCCCAUUCUCCCUCCUUCCAUCACCCCGCCCCAUUCUCCCUCCUUCCAUCACCCUGCCCCAUUCUCCCGCUUUCCAUCACCCCGCCCCAAUCUCCUGCUUCCCAUAACCCCACCCCAUUUUCCCGCUUUCCAUCACCCCGCCAUGUUCUCCCACUUUCCAUCACCCCGCCCCCUCUCUCUAGUUUCCAUCACCCCGCCCCAUUCUCCCUCUUUUCAUCACCCCGCCCCAUUCUUCCGCUUUCCAUCAGCGCGCCCCAUUCUCCCGCUUUCCAUCACCCCUCCCCUUUCUCCCGCUUUCCAUCACCCCACCCCCUUCUCCCUCCUUCCAUCACCCCGCCCCAUUCUCCCUCCUUCCAUCACCCCGCCCCAUUCUCCCGCUUUCCAUCAGCCCGCCCCAUUCUCCCGCUUUCCAUCACCCUCCCCUUUUCUCCCGCUUUCCAUCUCCCCGCCCCAUUCUCCGCUUUCCAUCACCCCGCCCCAUUCUCCCGCUUUCCAUCACCCCGCCCCAUUCUCCCGCUUCCAUCAUCCCGCCCCAUACCCCGCUUUCCAUCACCCCCCCAUUCUCCUUGCUUUCCAUCACCCGCCCCAUUCUCCCGCUUUCCAUCACCCCCCCAUUCUCCCGCUUUCCAUCACCCCGCCCCAUUCUCCGCUUUCCAUCACCCCCCCCAUUCUCCCUCAUUCCAUCACCCCGCCCCAUUCUCCCUCUUCCAUCACCCCGCCCCAUUCUUCCGCUUCCCAUAA
Closterium sp. NIES-65 is the source of this 2271-nucleotide messenger RNA. The record is from the annotation of a GenBank genome assembly. Lineage: Eukaryota; Viridiplantae; Streptophyta; Zygnematophyceae; Desmidiales; Closteriaceae.